Molecule: messenger RNA, 1830 nt
Organism: Hirsutella rhossiliensis
Lineage: Eukaryota; Fungi; Ascomycota; Sordariomycetes; Hypocreales; Ophiocordycipitaceae
Product: DEAD/DEAH box helicase domain-containing protein
Exons: 1
Coding region: 1-1830 (609 amino acids)
Molecular function (GO): nucleic acid binding; ATP binding
Source: RefSeq, a predicted model, not a curated record
AUGGCUCCGAUGACGGGCUGCUCCCUGUGCCUUGUCGCGCUGGGGCACCGUCCAGUGCCUCGCGGCUUUGCGCAGACAUGCCUCGGCCUGCGCUUCUUUGCUCGCUCGGUCAAGCCCCGGCCCUCACGCAUGGUCCUGUCCGACCAGGUCCAUCGCACUCCCACGCCUCGCGGUGGUCGCAGGCCACGCCAGGCGGCCGUCGAUGGCCCCUUUGCCGGCAUGAACAGGACGGUCGCAAACGUCGAUGCACCUCAAUCUCGAGCUCCACGCGUUGCGCCACGCUUCGGCACCGAGGACAGGAGGAGAGACGACAGGAGGAGAGACGGCCGAAGGGACCACAAGGAGCGGGCCAAGGAAGAUCGGAAAGCACUCAAUAUGCAGCGCGCGCUGGCCAUUGUCACAUACGGGCAGCGCGCAUCCAUCAAGGAGCGCCUGCAACACUUUGAGACGUUUGACCAGUUCGACCUACUGCCAUCCAUCCAGACGGGCGUGACGGAGGAGCUCUUCAAGGGCAUGGUUGACAUUCGCCCGACCCCCGUGCAGCGCUUGGCUAUCCCUGCACUUCUUGGGCAGUCGAGCCCGCGGCUACGAAAGAAGCGAAGCGAAGGAAAGGAGUCCUUUUUGCUGGCGGCAGAGACGGGCUCGGGCAAGACGCUGGCCUAUCUCCUCCCCGCCAUCGAUGCCCUUAAGGUUGCCGAAGCCGAGGACCCGGAAAUCAAAGCCUACAAAGAGCGCCAAGAGACCAUCGAAGCUAUGGACAAGGCCUCCAACGUCAAGACCAAGCCCUUUAAUGAGCCGCAUCCCACCAUGGCUCGCCCCAAGGUUAUCGUGCUUGUCCCCUCGGCCGAGCUGGCCCAGCAAGUUAUGCGCGUCGCCAAGUUGCUGUCGCACGUGGUCAAGUUCAAGACGGAAAUGCUGUCAUCGGACCUCAAGCCUCAGCAGAUCCAGCGCAAUCUCUACGGCCCCAAAGGCCUUGACGUUGUCGUUUCCACACCGCACCUGCUGGCGUCCAUCGCCAAGUCGGACCCCAACAUCCUAUCUCGCGUCUCGCAUCUGAUUGUUGACGAGGCGGACUCUCUAUUUGACCGGAGCUUUUCGCCCGUCACGACGAGCAUCAUCGAACGGGCGACGCCAUCCAUGCAGCAGUUUGUCUGCUGCUCGGCGACGAUCCCGAGAAGGCUCAACAGCUUCCUUGCCGUCAACUACCCCAAGAUGAUCCGUCUCACCACGCCAAACCUUCACGCCAUCCCGCGGCGUGUUCAGCUGGGCGUCAUUGAUGUGUGCAAGGAUCCGUACCGCAACAACAAGGAUCUCGCCUGCGCCGACGUCAUCCACUCCAUUGGCCGAGAGGCCUCACUGCACGAGGGGCCUGUCAAGGGCGUGGUCGACGUCCGCCGAGUACUGGUCUUUGUCAACGAGCGCACCAAGACCGAGGAGGUUGCCGAGUAUCUUCGAUCCAAGGGCAUCGACGCCGAGGCUUUGCAUCGGGAUGCAGGAGAGAAACGCCAUGGCGAGACGCUCGAUACCUUUACGUCGGCCGAGCCGCUGCGCAUCCGCGCUCCGCAGGACACGGGACGCAAGCGGGCCCUGCACAACGUCAAGGUCCUUGUCGUGACGGAUCUCGCUUCCCGAGGCAUCGACACACUGCCCGUGCGGCACGUCAUCCUGUACGAUGUGCCGCACACGACCAUCGACUUCAUCCACCGCCUCGGCCGGGCAGGACGAAUGGGACGACGCGGACGAGGCAUUGUCCUCGUGGGCAACGAUGACCGGAGAGAUGUCGUUUCCGAGGUGAAGCGCAGCAUGUUUAUGGGCCAGGCGCUGAUUUAA